Ostertagia ostertagi is the source of this 177-nucleotide messenger RNA. The record is from the annotation of a GenBank genome assembly. NCBI's taxonomy places the organism in Eukaryota, Metazoa, Nematoda, Chromadorea, Rhabditida, Trichostrongylidae.
AUGGGUCUUGUGGGGAAAUCGUUAGAAGACCUUCGAAAGAAUGUGGUUUGCCGAAACUUUUCGAAGUCAACAGGCAUGCAAGCUGCGCUUCAAACCCUCGUCUCUAUAGGCGAUCUGCACGAUAUCGGAUAUCUGCACAGAGAUAUUAAACCGCAAAACUUCGCUAAUAGGACUAGG